Messenger RNA from Camellia sinensis, 1151 nucleotides. RefSeq lists its product as uncharacterized. Lineage: Eukaryota; Viridiplantae; Streptophyta; Magnoliopsida; Ericales; Theaceae. Gene Ontology annotation, cellular component: mitochondrial matrix. The record is from RefSeq and is a predicted model, not a curated record.
UUACCAAACAUAGUGUAAAACCCUGGAAGCGUCUAAAACCCUAAAUCAAAGCAACCAAAAUCCAAAAAUCUUUCUGUGUCUGCGUCUGUGUCUGUGUGUGCGUGUCUCUGUUGAAAUGGCUUUUGGUAGCAUGGUUCGCAGGUCAGCCUCGGCCGUUGUACUUGUAGCGAAUCGAGUCAUCGGAAGUCACCGGUACCACCGACACUGCUCUUCUUCUGUAUUCGGUGCCGUCGUCAAUCACUGCCAACUCUCUCGGACUUCAUUCCCGUCGGUCCUUCACUACUCCUCUUCCACUUCUAAGCGCCCCACUUCGGACGAAUCUCUCCUCCGAGUCAUCAUCUCCGAGAUUAAAUGCGCCCAAGACUCUGACGAUCAUGAUCAGGCUGAAGAGGUUCCAGAUAACUUUCCCUUUGAACUUCAAGAUAACCCAGGUCACCAGACAAUAUCAUUGACCAGAGAAUAUCAGGGUGAAACCAUCACUGUUGAAGUUCACAUGCCGAACCUUGUUACUGGUGAGGACGACGACAAUGAUGCGGACAAUGAUGAUGCUGAGAAGAAUAAUCAAUCUAGCAUCCCACUUCUUGUUAGGGUUUCUAAGAAGAGUGGACCUUGUUUGGAGUUUGAAUGUACUGCUUUCCCUGAUGAGAUUGCAAUAGACAGUUUGUCAGUUAAGGAUCCAGAAAAUUCUGAGGAUCAAAUUGCCUAUGAGGGGCCUGAUUUCACGGAUUUGGAUGAGAAUCUGCAAAAGGCUUUCCACAAGUAUCUAGAGAUUAGGGGAAUCAAGCCCAGCACAACCAAUUUCUUGCAUGAGUACAUGAUCAACAAAGACAGCAGAGAAUACAUGAUGUGGUUGAAGAACCUUAAGAAGUUCAUUGAGGCAUAAGUUUUUAGCCGUUAGAACAAUUUUGGAGAUUGUAUUGCACGACGUAAUUUUUUUUAUUUGUAUUUUCUGUUAUUUAUUUUGCAUCUUGAUCGACUGCUACUACUAUUUAUGUGCACCAUAUCAUUUAAGUUUCAAGUUACAUCAUUCUAGUUUCAAGUUAGUUUUAGAAACUUUCAUCAGCCCUCUAGGGACUUGGCUGAACUCCCAUGACUUUUAUUGGUGAUAUUCAACCUUCAAGGACAAGUUUAGAAUUGUCUGUUUCCUUCCA